GAGAAUUUUAAUGGAGGAUUUCAAUUCUGAGAUUCCAGGUUCUUCAUGCUCCAUUCCUUCUGAACCUCCUGAUAUAAGGAACUGGUUUUCAUCUUACAAGUAUGAUUCUUUUGUCUUGGAUACAUGCGAGAAUUUCGGAGGAAUGUUUUCGGAAGAAAGGGAAAGCGACAAAUAUGAUUUGGAAAUUGGUGAAAUUAACAGAGGAAAAGAAGAAAAAGUUAAUGGGUAUGAAGAAAUUGGAAAUGCUGAUGAACGUGACAACUUUAACACUAAGGAGGAUUCAUUGCACUCCCUUUCAGUCCUUUCUGAGCCUUCAGAUAUCAGAAAAUGGUUUUCAAGCUAUGUGUACGAAUCUCCUCUGUUGGAUACCAAUGAUUGUUUCAAAAGUCGCGACUCUAGAGAAAGUGAAGGUGAGAAACAUGAACUUGUCAAUGGAGAAAGCAUCAACGAUGAAUUUGUUAAUUCGGAUCAAUUUCAAGAGGACGCCUCUCACAAGAUUUUCUCAGCUAAAUUGGUGAAAUGCAGUAGUUCUUUAGUAGAUGUGCAGAGUGAUUCAGACCCUCUCUUUUCUGAACCUCUAGAUAUUGGAAAUUGGUUCCCAGACUAUGUGUAUGAGUCACCUGUCUUGGAUACCAAUGAUGAACUUCAAGAUAGUCUCUCUAAAGAAACACUAUCUAGUCAGGAUAAUUUCAAGUCAACAGAAACUAAAUGUAGAGAUGAAGUGGUUAUUAAUAAGAAGAUACGCUCAAAUGGAUUUGGGAAAUGUAACAGCUACAGUCCCAUUAGACAUGAUGAGCAAGAAAAUAAGUCUGCUAGUAAGGGUUCGCAUUGGUUUGUAGUUAAGGAAAACCUUUCUUGGCAAGUUGAUGUGUUUUCUGAGAAGAAUUUGGAACCAAACAUGGAAUUCAAACAGGAGCUAAAUAGCAGCAUCUAUGGUGGAUAUUCCCUAUCUGAACUUAAUAGGGCUGAAUCUCAAUCACUGGAUUCUUCAAAGAAGUUGAUAGAUAGGAAGAGUAGCUUCAGAAAGAGCUCAGAAACUAAAGUUCGAACUGACAAAGUUGAUUUGAGAAAAACAAGCCAUGGAAGCAAUGAAAAAGAAAAAGUUGCUGGAAAAGAUAAUGCAGAAAAUGGUUUUAUCACAACAAGAAAGAACAAGUUUGAAAGAACAAAUGAUGAAAAUUCGCAGAGAGGAGCAGGAGGGAUUUUGUUACAGUGUUCAAGGAAAACUGGAGAUGGCGAAAAGGGUAAUGGCGUUAUGAAAAGGAAGGUAUUGGCAGAAACAACCAAUGGGCGGCAGUGUGAGGCAAUGGCAAUGGAGAUCACUGGAAAAUGGCGUUGUCCUCAGAAAAGCAAGACUCUGCGCGGCCCUCCAUUGAAGCAGCUUCGACUUGAACGAUGGGAUCACAGGGUGUGA
Messenger RNA from Hibiscus syriacus, 1414 nucleotides. RefSeq lists its product as uncharacterized. The coding region runs from base 11 to 1414 and encodes 467 amino acids. Lineage: Eukaryota; Viridiplantae; Streptophyta; Magnoliopsida; Malvales; Malvaceae. The transcript is spliced from 7 exons. The record is from RefSeq and is a predicted model, not a curated record.